Molecule: messenger RNA, 228 nt
Organism: Protopolystoma xenopodis
Lineage: Eukaryota; Metazoa; Platyhelminthes; Monogenea; Polystomatidea; Polystomatidae
Source: the annotation of a GenBank genome assembly
AUGCAUCAUCAGGGGGUUUUCCGAAUUUCUGGAAGCCAGGCAGAAAUUAAUGACUUUAAGGCAGCUUUCGAGCACGGUGAAGAUCCAUUGAUUAAUGUAUGCGAAGCACGAGACAUCAAUUCUACCUCAGGAUUGCUCAAACUUUACUUUAGGGAACUUGGAGAGCCUCCAUUUCCGAACAGUGUCUUCCUGGAGCUGGUCCAUUGCAUUGGUAUGUCUUCCUUUUAA